UUAUUUUGUAACAUUGUGAAUGGCUGUAGUCUUUGUUUCACGUGAUCGCAGUGCAAGUAGUGUGUCAGGUGACUCAUGUCAGCUGACUGGGGCCAAGCUGAAUAUGGCGGUGCUGUCAGAGAUCUACUGAAUAAACAAACAUCUUCAUAACAUAAAACAAAAAUUACGAAAACAACCGAGGAAAGGAAACGAAAGUCACAAUGAAUGGACCUAGUGUGUCACUUUUCAAUGGAACUACUGAGCAAAAUGGCUCUGAGGGUGAACAUAUCUGGGAGAGGCCUUGGUCUUUGGAAGAGAUGCGUAAGACCAGUGAAAACUGGUCUUUGGCUGCAGACUCUGGGCUUCUUCUCUUCCUGCAAGACUUUUCACAACGAAUUAUGUCAAAAACCCAUGAAAUUGAGAAGCAGCUUGAUGGACUGAUCCGUGACACAAAGGCAACUGACUGUUGCCUGCAUACUGUCUUUAAUGAUUUCCUCAUGCUCUCCAAUACCCAGUUCAUAGAAAAUAGAGUUUAUGAUGAGGAAGUAGAAGAGGCUAUCUCAAAGCCUGAUGCAGGAGAAAAGUCAUCAGAACAGGAGAAAACACGGGAGCAGAAGGAAGCUGAAUUGAUUCCAAAAGUCCAAGAAGCAGUCAACUAUGGGCUAAGAGUAUUAGAUUCUGCGUUUGAACAACUGGACAUGAAAGCAGGGAACUCCGAUUCUGAAGACGAAGAAUCCAAUGACCGAGUGGAGCCCAUACUGGAACCCAAGGAUCUGUAUGUUGACAGACCGUUACCCUACUUAAUCGGCUCACAGCUGUUCAUGGAGCAGGAUGACGUGGGGCUUGGAGACCUCUCCAGUGACGAAAUAUCGAUAGACAGUGAUCGAGAUAGUGUCGUUGACAGUGAAGAGGAUCAUAAUGAAGAGCAUUCAGAGGAAGGCUUUGAUGAUCACGAAGAUGAGGUCCAAAGCAUUUCAAAGAAAAAAUCGUCAAUGAUCAGUGAUGAAGAGGAGGAGGAUGAUGAUGAGGAGGAGGGCUCUGACAUCUUUGGGGAUUCAGAACAAGAUGAGGAUGGUGAUGAAAAUACAAAGAACGCUACUGCCGCCUCGUCAUUUGCAGAUGAACUCGCUGCUCGAAUUAAAGGAGAUGUUCCCAGCAAGCAGGGUGAGGAGAGGGCAUCAUUAUCAUCGGUUCCAUCCUCAACAAAGAAGAAGGGUAAAGCGAAGAAGGAAACAAAAAAAGUUACAACUGAGGACAAGGAAGACGAUGAUGAACUGUUUAAACCUCCUAAAAUGGAAGAUGAGGAUUUCUCUCUGUUUGGUGGUAAAGGAGGUCUGUUCAGUGGAGGGAAGGGGCUAUUUGAUGACGAUGAGGGGGAUCUUUUUGCUGAAGUGCCAAAACAGGAACAGGACGAAAAAACAACCAAGGCACCUGUUAGUAAAGAAAACAAUUUGUUUCAAUCCACUUCAGUUUCUGUUGAAGCCAAACAAUAUGGUAAGCAGACGGAGCCGAAAUCUCAAAAUGCUCAAAAACAAGCAACCUUAGGGGGUCUUUUUGACGAUGAAGAGGAUGACUUCUUUAGUGGAACCAACGUGAAAACAGGAUCUGAAAAGGCUAAACCUAAGGCAGCAGUGGAUCUGUUUGGUGCUGAUGAUGAUAAAGAUGAGGAUGAUGAUGGAGAUAUUUUUAACGCAAAUACGAAUACUUCAACAUCUACAGUUCAGCGCAAAGAUAAAAACACAGAAGAGGAGGCACACAUACCUCAGAAGAAGCUGCCUGCUGGAGCCAUUUCAAUGUUUGGACCUGGGACCAAAAAUCUUGUGGAAAAUCUCAGAAAACGGCAGCCAUCUACAAGUGAAGAGUCAGAGAAAUCAGAAGAGAAUGCACCUUCACAAGAAAUAUUCAAGCCAUUAACUAAAACAGUUGAAAAAUCACAACCCAGCCUUUUCUCUGAUGAGGAAGAUUCACAGGAGAUAUUCCCUUCCAAUCAAAACACCAAUAAAAACAAAUCUAACUCGGCGCCUUUAUCGCAAAGCAAAACAAAAAAAUCUCUGCUCUCAUUUUUCGACGAUGAAGAGGAAGAGGAUCUCUUUGCGUCUGCAUCUUCAAAGAAAGCACCAGAAAUCAGUGCAAAAAAAUCCCAGGAAACAAAGACACCAUCGCAACAAACCAGAAAACCUGUUACCAGCUCACUCUUCAGCGAUGAUGAGGAUCAGUGGGAGAACUCCAAGCAAUCUAGAAGCAUAGCACAGGGUGACACAAAGAAAGAAAGUGCAAAAACUAAAGGCACAACAACUCCCAAAGUCCUGCAAAACACCAGCAUCUUUACUGAUGAUGAUGAAGACUUGUUUGGGUCUACAAAGGCAGACGGAAAAAAGAAGCCUCAAAGAGCAUCUCUGCUGUUUGAAGAAGAGCACGAUGAUGAUGAAGACAAGGAAUUGUUGUUUAAUAGUAAACCUACAGUCAGUACAACUCCUCCUGAGAUAAAACAGAAACCUCCGGCACCAUCUCUGUUUGACAACAAUAAAAAAGACGACUUGUUUGACGAACCAGUCAAAUCAAAACCAGCUGUUGAAAAGCCAGAAACCAAGAAGAAGCCUGCUGGAGCAGUCAGCCUGCUUGGAGGAAUAGACGUGCUGGUGCAGCCACCACAAGACACUGCAAAAACUCCUCAAGAUGACCUUGAAAAUGAUGAAUAUCUGUAUAAAGAUGCCCCUCCUCCUCUGGAAGAGGAACCGCAGAACAAGAAGAAUAUACUGAGCUUGUUUGACAAUGAGGAGGAGGAGGAAGAUCAAGGUCCGAUGAUAUCUAGCAAGACACCACUGAAAGACACCCAGAAGCUGGCUGAGCAGAGGCCUCGCACAAAGAGCACUGGAGUGUUUCAAGAUGAGGAGCUGCUCUUUAGCCAGAAACAAGAAAAAGACAACGACCCUGAUGUUGAUCUCUUUGCCACGGAAGGGAAGACGGUGACAUAUGAAAAUCCUGCUGCAAAACCUCAAGAAACAACUCGGGCUUCUGGUGUGAAAGCACCCUUGCUAGAUGCUGCUGGUGAUGAUGAAGACGACCUUUUUAGCAAAGCUGUGAAGACUUCAAAGCCUGCCAAAUCAUCUACAGCAGCACCUGGAUUGUUUGGAGAUGAUGAAGACGACGACUUAUUCAGUGUUGUAAAGCCAAAGCAAUCAUUGAAACCACCAGAAAAGAAGCUAUCGGCGUCUGUUAAAGAUAAUAAAGCUGAAUCAUCUGAGACGGCUGUUAGCAAAUCUCCAGAGCCAAGAAGAGAAACCACAACCCUGCCCAAGGCAGAAGAAAAUGAGAAACCCACAGGCUCAGCUCCUAUAAAAAGUAAAGAGCCUUCGUCACGGAUUGGAAAACUUCAAGCUAAUUUGGCAAUUAACCCAGCCAGUCUCCUCCCUGGCUCUGCCCGUCGGAUCCCAGGAGCUGUGACUGUAACGCCAGGUGUGGGGUCUCUUCCCAGUCACUCCGAGGGGACGCAGGUUACUGCUGCCUCGUCACAGGAGCUGGGGGUCAGCUUUGAUUCUCCAGCUCAGGCCCAAACGCUACAGACUGCAAUUAAGAGUCGUGCUAAAGUAACUGGAAAACGAAGACCUCAAACAAGAGAGGCUAGACACUUGGCAGCUCAGCUGUCCGAUGAAGUGAACGGGUAUGGAGGUGCCCAGAGUGUUUCAGGGGCAGAAGCCAGCAGCUCUACAGUGAGCACAAGACCAGCUCACACCCCAGAAAUUAUUCCUGCUGAAAAGCAACUUUUCCUAAAUCCAGCAGUAUCCAAACUGCCCACAGCAGAUAAAAAACCUGUCCAAAUUGAGGAUACCAAGCUGAAGCUGCCAGAGGUUACUAAUGACCUCUUUGGUUCUGAUGAUCUGUUUGCCUCAAGCUUGGCACAGAAGAAGGCAGCUGUCCCUAAAACAGAACCAGAAAAUCUUGAGAAUACAACAAAGCCUCUGCCCCAGCCUGAGAAGAAAGAAACGGUCCAUUCCAUAUUUGAUGAUCAAGGAGGUGAUCUCUUCUUGUCAUCUAAGCAGAACAGCUCAAAGAAAGCCAAGUCCAUUCCAUUCCUGGAAGAUGAAGAAGACGAUCUGUUCGGAGCUGGGAAAAGCACAACAGUUAAAGACUCCAAGCCUGUUGCACAGAAGGAGUCCAAACUACCAAAACGAGAUAUUUUUGAGGAUGACAUCUUUGAAACAGAAGUUGCUAAACCACCUAAAAAUCCUAAAGAGAAAGUCCUUGAUUCCUUGUUUGAUGGUAACAUUGACAUAUUUGCUGACCUGACAACAACAAAACCAAAAGAAAAGAAGGCAAAGAAGAAAAUGGAAACAAAAUCUAUAUUCAAAGAUGAUAUGGAUGACAUCUUUUCAUCUGGUAGCACAAAAAAGACUGCAAAACCCCAGUCCAAAUCAAAAACCAGCCAACCAGCAAAGGAAACUGACACUACUGACGGAAUGGGCCAAAGCAUUUUUGACGACCCCCUUAAUGCCUUGGGUGGCAAAUAAUUUUUUUUUCCAGAAGCCAGAUUUUUAAUAUGGUAUUAAGGGUCUGUAUGAUCCCAAAUGGGUAGUAUGUAUUAACACUGUUAUAGCUCAAUGUAAAAUGCAUAUGGAUAGCCUGGAAGGAAUUGUUAUGUGAGACUGGGUAAACUCCCAGUGACAUGCUUAAAGAUUGAGUUCGUAUUGCUGGGAAAUAAAUAGAGAUGAUAGAUAUGAUAGGGAAAUAUUAAAGCUCUGCAUUUAAAAGACAUAGUUUCCAUUAAUUUUGUUCAAGUCCGUUUUAGCACUUAUAUCCCAACAAUUUGUUUUAUAUAGAGAUAUACAAAUGUAAUGAAUAAAUAAUACACCUCUUUAUACACUGAAGCAGAAGCAUAUUUGCUGUAUCAUAGAAUAUUUUAACAUCCCCCUGAAAAAUGUUUGGUAACAACAUUACAAUGUUAAAUGUAAUUUUUAUAUAAGAUGGACAUGUAUCAUGAAAACUCUGUAAGCUUUAAGUGGAAAAAUUGUGCAUGUUAUAAUUUGAUUUCUAAAAACUAAAUGGCAUUUGUUUAAA
Messenger RNA from Acipenser ruthenus (sterlet), 5034 nucleotides. It is a transcript of the gene washc2c, whose product is annotated as WASH complex subunit 2C. The record is from RefSeq and is a predicted model, not a curated record. Gene Ontology annotation, cellular component: early endosome; WASH complex. NCBI's taxonomy places the organism in Eukaryota, Metazoa, Chordata, Actinopteri, Acipenseriformes, Acipenseridae. Gene Ontology annotation, biological process: protein localization to endosome; retrograde transport, endosome to Golgi. Gene Ontology annotation, molecular function: retromer complex binding; phosphatidylinositol phosphate binding. The coding region runs from base 201 to 4487 and encodes 1428 amino acids. The transcript has 32 exons.